Aspergillus welwitschiae is the source of this 4382-nucleotide messenger RNA. Its product is annotated as SH3 domain protein. Bases 496 to 4146 code for a protein of 1216 amino acids. Gene Ontology annotation, molecular function: protein binding. Gene Ontology annotation, cellular component: ESCRT-0 complex. The record is from RefSeq and is a predicted model, not a curated record. The transcript is spliced from 3 exons. Lineage: Eukaryota; Fungi; Ascomycota; Eurotiomycetes; Eurotiales; Aspergillaceae. Gene Ontology annotation, biological process: protein transport to vacuole involved in ubiquitin-dependent protein catabolic process via the multivesicular body sorting pathway.
CCCUCCCUUUCCAACACCGCCCACAUCACCAACCCCCCAUCCCACUCCUUCCUUUUGUCUUCCCUACCCUUGUGCAUUAAUUUCCUAUAUUCUCCGUCUCUGUGGACAUUGUUGUCUUUAACUUGCAGUAAGUCUUCCUAUUCUUCUUUCUUCUUAUUCACCUCCCCUCCUCCACCUCCCCUCCCCCCCCCUUGCGGUGUUUCCGAUCUCCGGAGGUACUAAAAGCUCAGACUACGUCAGUCAAGUCCAGCAGGCUGACAUAUUAUUAUUGUUAUUUUUGCUCCCUCCAAAGCAUACCGGCUUACCUUCCCACCCCGCUGUUAAGCAUAUCUGCACAUGUCUGUCUGCAUUAGACGCUUUCCAGUCUAGUGCUCCACUACCUGCAAUUAUUAUUGUUUUGCCGUGUCAUUUGCAUUCCGCCAGCCUCCCACUCGCUCCGCUCCCCAUUCUAUCACCCCCCACCACGUCCGCUUUGACAGCGUCUCGACUUGCCAGAUGUCCAGUCCGCCGUUCACAGUCAAAGCGGUCUUCGAAUACGCUUCGGACCACGAUGACGACCUUAAUUUUGCCAUCGGUCAGGUUGUAACCGUGACGGCGGUGGAAGACGAGGAAUGGUACUUUGGUGAGUAUACCGACGAGUCGGGGCACAAGCGAGAGGGUAUAUUCCCCAAGAACUUCGUGGAAAGAUAUGAACCUCCGGCUCCUCCGCGGCCGACACGCCCGAGUCGACCGAAGAGAGAACCAGACGUUGCGCCGCCUCCUCCGGAGCCCGCUGUUGCUGUCGAGCCCCCUACGACCCAGCCCCCGCGCUCAUUAGAACCCGAAGUGGAGGACACACCUGCAGCUGUGCCCCAACCUCCUCAAUCGCCGCCUCCUGCGUUGGCAUCACCAACCCGUGAGCUUCCCUCUUCCCCGAAGCCAGCACCUGUCCCGGCAUCUGUCCCGGCAUCUGUCCCGGCACCUGCCUCGGUCCCUCAGCCCCCUGCAAAUGACAUCAGCGAACCGGCUCCCAAACCCUCGUCCAAGCCCCCACCUCCCGCCGUUGCGGAGAAGCCGACUGGGUCAUCGUUCAGGGAUCGCAUUGCUGCUUUCAACAAACCCGCAGCACCCCCAAUUGCACCCUUCAAGCCGGGUGGCCUGAGCGCCCAAAACACUUCCUUCGUCAAGAAGCCGUUCGUUGCAGCACCUCCCAGUAGAGAUGCAUACGUACCCCCGCCCCGUGAAGCUCCCCGCAAGAUCUACAGAAGGGAGGAAGAUCCUGAGGUCCAAGAACGUCUGGCGAGGGAGCCGCCCGUUUCCGAGACUCGGCCGCUGUCGAGUGGAGGCACAGAGGAAGGUGCGGAGGAGCAGCCCAAGCCGACUAGCUUGAAGGAGCGGAUUGCUCUCUUGCAGAAACAGCAGAUGGAGCAAGCUGCUCGUCACGCUGAAGCUGCCCAGAAGAAGGACAAGCCCAAGCGCCCUCCUCCCAAGAAGCGCACCGAGUCUCACGAAGAAGCCCUGCCUGUGGAAGAGCCGACCCCCGAGAACGCUCCAUCUGGCGAGCCUGAGAGAGACCACAGUGUUGAGACGGUGAAAGGUAGUCACCCGCCUGCCCCACAAGCAGCUAUGCCUCCCCCGCCAGUGCGGGAGCUCGUCAGCGAUACCAACGAUGCCGAUGAUUCAGCCGCCGCUGAUACAGAAGAUGCGGAGGAGACGUCUACGAGCAAGGAAGACUAUGACGAGCGUGCCCGUGCGGAGGUUCAGCACGAAGCUCAAGCUGAAUCUCGGCAGUUGGAGAAAGCCGAAGAACGCGAAGCUCAGGUUGAUGAAGGUGCAGAAGAGGACGAGGAAGGAGAGGAAGAGGAAGAGGAAGAGAUAGACCCCGAAGUCAAGCGCAAGAUGGAGCUUCGCGAAAGAAUGGCCAAGAUGAGCGGUGGAAUGGGUAUGAUGGGCUUCUUCGGGCCUCCUGGUGGCAUGCCUCGUCCAGCCGCAGCUCCUCGCAAGCCGAAGGCACCUGUGGAAGCCGAGAGACCCAGCGGGGAGCAUGAACGAUCCGGCCCAGCUACUGCCCCUCCAGUGCCGAUCAUGGCUCUGCCGGGGAUGAACGUGGCCAAGCCUGCUGUCACCCCAAGCGUGGAGAAGGAGGAGGAAGAGGCUCAGACGAGUCCUGUGACAGAGAAGCAUCCUCCGCACGAGGUCGCCGAUGUCGAAGAUGUUGUUGAGGAAGAACCGCCUCGGCGUACAUCCACCGACAGGCCACCUGCGCCCUUGGAGCGCUCGGCUCCGCCCCCUCCGCCACUCGAAACACGGCCAGUUCCACCUCCUGUCCCUCACGAUGCGCCUCUGUCUCCUCCCCCUGUUCCCGGACAUCAAGCCACCCCUAAGGGCGUUGCUCCUGCUGACACAGGCGACGAAUCGGACGAUGAGCUCUCCUUGCACACUAGAAAUCUCUCCCUGAACGCUGCGGCAGCCGAUCAGUCUCCAAGCCAGCCUGUUCCUGCUCCUCCGCUCCCCGAUCAUCUAGACUCUCGCCGCUCGUCAACGUACGAUGUCACAUCUCCGAAAUCACCCACUCUUCCGGCAGAUAAGAGACUCAGUCGUCCUCCGCCUCCCAUUCCAGGCAACCCACCCGUCCCGGCUCAAAGUCGACCAGCUCCACCACCACCGCCCGCCAAUAUUCGCCGGAGGUCAACUGCCGAUAGUCGAACCAGUGUGACUUCACAGUCUCGCCAAGCGGGCGAAGAGGUAGAGGGCGAGGUCACCGAGUAUGACGGCGACUACGACACUGAUAUUGCAUCCGGUGCCAAGUUCAAGGACGCACUGAAAGCUCAUGGGCGUGAUUCAAGCUUCGACGAAGGGACGACGACCGACGACCAUUCACUUCAAUCUCCUCGAAGCCCGCCACAGACUCGUCUUCCGCCUCCCCCUCCCCCGACUGCCCCUAGGGCAGUCCCUCCUCCACCCCCAAUCCAGCCUCCUAAGAGUGCGGGUAGGGCCUCUAUAGAUUCCCCUCGCGGACCCCCUCCUCCGCCCCCCCACCGAGAGUUGUCUUUCGGAGGCGAUGACGAUGAGUACGAUCCGUACCGUUACAAUGCUCCGCAACAUGGACUGCCUACCCCAAGGGGGCCCCCACCUGUUCCCGCUGGGCCGCCACAGCUACCGCCUGUGAUCCCUUCCCAGCCUGCAGAGGAAGAACCGGAGGAGCUCUAUGAAGCUUCUCCAGUGCAAUCACACCCCGAGUCAACUUUCUCGCAGUCUGAGAAGAGAACCUCGAUGGCGCCCCCGCCCCCCACAUUACCCCCACCCACACCACGUAGCAACCGUGCAUCGCUCGAUGUCCCCAGAGCGCAGCCUAGCAUGAGGCGUUCUAUGGAUGUCAGCCGUCCGUCCGUGGACCAAGGCUUCAUCGCCAUGGACGUAGACCUGGCAGAGAAUACGCUCUGGUGGACGCAGCACAAUACUCCCCCUCCCGUGUUUCAGAACCGCAAGGACAUAUUGCUUGAGUUUGAGGAGUCCAGUUCUUCCAAGAGAGGUGGCAAGACCAUGGUAACCAAAGACAUCUACGUUCUUUUCAUGGACCAUUCGCAAACGGUGAUUACGGUCAACUUCGACGCUCGGAAUCCCACGGACGUUGCCUUUGAGCAGCGCCACGAGGCUCCUCCUAUCCAGCCUCGCCAGGAUCAACUUGAGAACGCACAUCUGCAGAUCGGCACUCACAUUGCCUCCACGGCCAAUUCCGUUCAGAACACUACCGUUACGGACGGCACUCCGUUUGGCCUCGUCCAGCACGUGCUUAGUCCCUUGUCGGAUGCCCUUAAGCCGGUUGGCACACGCGCGUAUGGCGCUUUGGUCUACUCGAAUCUAGCCAAUGCUUCUGUGCAGCAGAACGAUGAGAUUCGCGCCGGUGAUAUUGUCAGCUUCCGCAACGCACGCUUCCAGGGACAUCGCGGCACGAUGCACCAGAAGUACAGUGCGGAAGUGGGCAAGCCUGAUCACGUGGCCAUUGUGGUUGACUGGGACGGAACCAAGAAGAAGAUCCGUGCUUGGGAGCAGGGCCGUGAAAGCAAGAAGGUCAAGAUGGAGAGCUUCAAGCUCAACGACCUCCGCAGUGGUGAAUGCAAGGUGUGGCGAGUGAUGCCGCGGAGCUAUGUGGGCUGGGAGAAAUAAGUACAGUAUGAAGAGAAGUGAAGUGCUGUGAAGGGUUGAGAUGAGCAGAGACGAGUAAAUGAUUUGAUUCUGGUAUAUCUAAUGCCGCUGGUACAUGGACCGCAGGCGGACAAACCUCGAUUGCCUCUGUGAUAUGUUAACUAACAUUCUUGUUGUAUGUACCUAUUGAUGUUAUCCAUAUGUGCUUAAUUUGUCAUUCGUUUACUGCAUAGUGCGAAUACAUCUUUUAUGUAAAG